Molecule: messenger RNA, 3780 nt
Organism: Penicillium canariense
Lineage: Eukaryota; Fungi; Ascomycota; Eurotiomycetes; Eurotiales; Aspergillaceae
Product: cohesin subunit SMC1
Exons: 5
Coding region: 1-3780 (1259 amino acids)
Biological process (GO): sister chromatid cohesion
Cellular component (GO): nucleus; cohesin complex; chromosome
Molecular function (GO): protein binding; ATP hydrolysis activity; DNA binding
Source: RefSeq, a predicted model, not a curated record
AUGGGGAAACUUAUUCGGCUGGAGCUUUUCAAUUUCAAGUCUUACAAGGGUCAUCAUACUCUUCUGUUCGGAGAUGCAUACUUCACAUCCAUCAUCGGGCCUAACGGGUCUGGCAAGUCAAAUUCGAUGGACGCCAUCUCGUUCGUGCUAGGAAUUAAGUCGUCUCACCUGCGCUCUACUAACCUUCGCGAUCUUGUUUACCGUGGCCGCGUCCUGCGCACUUCGAAGGUCGAUGGAGAACCCGCCACCAACGGAGAUGAUGGGGAAGAGGAGGAGGAUGCGGACAAUAUGGACGAAUCGCAUGAUGCAGGCGGCGUGAAUGAUCCAAAGACCGCCUGGGUCAUGGCCGUGUACGAAGAUGAUGCGGGUGAGGAGCAGCAAUGGCGCCGAUCCAUCACUAGCCAAGGUGCCAGCGAGUACCGCAUCAACAACCGAAUCGUGACCGCUCAACAGUACAACGAAGCUCUGGAGGAAGAGAAUAUUUUGAUUCGAGCGCGCAACUUCCUGGUGUUCCAGGGUGAUGUUGAGGCGAUUGCCUCGCAGUCCCCCAGGGACCUUACUCGUCUCAUCGAGCAGAUCUCCGGCAGUCUGGAAUACAAGGCUGACUACGAGAAGUUGAAGGCGGAGGCGGAGGAGGCUGCAGAACAUCAAACCGUUCAGCUCAACCGCCGACGAGGAAUCAACUCCGAGGUCAAGCAGUACCAGGAGCAGAAGCGUGAAGCAGAUGACUACGCGAAGAAGGCUGAGGAGCGUGACCAGGCUAUAAUCACCCACAUCCUGUGGAAACUUUUCCAUUUCCAGCGUUUGAUCGAUGCAUCCAGUGCCGACAUUCAGAAAUACCAGGAUGAGCUUAAAGAAUACCGCCGUGGCGUGGAGAAGUACGAAAACAACGUCGAGAACGCCAAGAAGGAACAUGCCCGCGUCGGCAGAGAUGUCGGAAAAGCUGAAAAGAACAUUCUGAAGAAAGAGAAGGAUAUCGAGGAGCUCAACAACUCCCUGGUACCCAUUGACGAGAAAGUCGACAUCACCCAGAGGAAGGUGGAGCGCUAUUCCUCGAAGAUCUCGGAGAUCGGCAAAGAGCGCACGGCCCAGUCGAACAAUGCUAAGCAGCUCGAAAAAGACCUGAAGCUCGUUGAGAAGGCCCAGGGUCAAUGGGAAGCCGAAUGGCAGAAAACAAUGAGCAAGAAGGGUGGACAGCUGAGUGAAGCCGAUCAACAAGAAUAUCACAAGUUGAGAGAAGAGGUUAGCAAGCGCUCGUCUGCGGAUCAACUUAAUCUCGACAACCUUCGCCGGCAAAGGAAGACCGAGGCCGAGGCCGUGAACAGUCUAAAAGGCAAGUUCGAGAACACCGAAUGGCAACUGAAGAACCUCGAAUCAGAGGCAUCGAAUAUGAAUCAGCGCAAAUCAACCCUCAAUGACACCAUCAAGACCACCUCUAAGGAUAUCGACCGCAAGAAGAAAGAAUUGAACGCAUUGACUUCGGAGCGCCUGAAGAUUUCCCAAAUGCGGACGGAGUUCGAAGAGAAGCUUCAGGUUGUUUUGAGGAAACUGCUGGAGGCCGACGAUGGCAAAAAGCAGAAUGAGCGGGAGUUGCGCGCCAAGGAGUUGAUCUCGACCUUGAAGCGCAUCUUCCCUGGAGUCAAGGGUCGUGUCAGUGACCUUUGUCGGCCGAAGCAGAGGAAAUAUGCCGAAGCUGUCAGCACUGUCUUGGGCCGCCACUUCGACGCCAUCGUGGUGGAUAACGAAAAGACCGCCAAGGAGUGUAUUCAGCAUCUGCGUGACCAGCGCGCCGGUCAAGCCACUUUCAUUCCCCUGGAAACGAUCCAGGUCAAGGCCUUCAACUCGAAUUUGAAAGGUAUGCACCGGGGCAUGCGCCCUGCUAUUGAGACCAUCGAUUAUGAUGACUCUGUCGCACGAGCCAUCAGCUACGCCUGCGGCAACUCCAUCGUCUGCGACGAUCUCUCAACGGCCAAGUAUCUGUGCUAUGAGCGAAAUGUCGAUGCUAAAGCCGUUACCUUGGAUGGCACUGUGAUUCACAAAGGCGGUCUUAUGACUGGAGGACGGGGCCCUCAGCAGAACUCCUCCAAGCGGUGGGAGGACUCUGAAGUGGAAAACCUCCAUAAGUUGAAAGAUAAGCUGAUGGCUGACCUUGCCAACCUACCCAAGAGCCAUCGCCGAGGCUCAGAGGAGGAAACUCUCCAGGGAGAACUGGUUGGUCUCGAGCAGCGGCUGAAUUAUGCCAAAGAAGAGCUGAAGGCGAUUGAGAGGAAUAUCCAAAGCAAGCGUAGCGAACUGGACUUUGUCAAGAAUCAGCUGGAAGACCUGCGACCCAAGUUCACUGAGCGGAAGGAGAACCUCGACGAGCUGGAUGAGACUAUCGAGAACUCGCAAGCAUCGGUGAGCACAGUCGAAGAUGAGAUAUACCGCACUUUCUGCCAGCGUUUGGGAUACGAAAACAUUCGUGAAUAUGAGGCCCAGCAGGGCUCGCUGCAGGAGGAAGCUUCGCAGAAGAAGCUUGAGUUCACAACGCAAAAGAGCCGCAUUGAGAACCAGCUGAGUUUCGAAAUGCAACGAAUCCAAGCUACAGAUGACCGGAUUAAUGGCCUCAAAGCUCAGUAUGAGCGUGACAUGAGCCUAGUCGAAGAGCUCAAGGGCCAACAGGAGGAGAUUCGCAACAGUCUGGAUGAGUCUAGUGCUGAGCUCGACCUCUUGCGCGAGUACUUAGAGGAGCAGAAGGAUAUUUAUGCGCAGUCGGCAGAGAACCUGGCCGAGCAGCGGAGGGAGCUCCAGAAGCGCAGCAAGCACGUUGAAGGAGCUCUUAAGAACAUCAAUGCGCUUGAAGCUGAAAUCCAACGGAACUCGUCCAGUCGCUAUGCUCUUUUGCGACGAUGCAAACUCGAAGAUAUUGACAUUCCGCUGACUGACUCUUCCAACGGCCUUGACAAGCUUCCUAUCGAUGAUCUGGUGCAGGCCACGGAUCCAGAUGCUAUGGACGUGGAUGAGGUCGAUGGCAUGGACGAAACCCCUGUUGUACAAGACUACGGAAUUGAAGUUGAUUUUGAUUCACUCGGCGAAUCGCUCAAAGAGGGGACGGAUGAGAAGCUCGAAGAGGAGCUGCUUGAGAAGGUUCGUACUCUCAACAGUGAAUUAGACAAGAUGGCGCCGAAUACUCGAGCCAUGGAACGUCUGGAGAGUGUCGAAAACAAGCUCCGUAGCACCGAGAAAGACUUCGAGGAUGCGCGCAAGUACGCUCGUAAGGCCAAGGAUGAUUUCGAGGGCAUUAUGAAAAAGCGAUCCGAUCUCUUCAACAAGGCCUUCACGCACAUCUCCGAGCAGAUUGGCCCCAUCUAUCGCGAGUUAACACGAAGUACCAACUACCCACUAGGUGGACAAGCGUACCUGGACAUUGAGGACUCAGAUGAACCGUACCUUGAUGGCAUCAAGUACCAUGCCAUGCCGCCGCUCAAGCGUUUCCGUGACAUGGAGCACUUAUCAGGUGGUGAGAAGACCAUGGCCGCCCUCGCUCUGCUGUUUGCCAUUCACUCCUACCACCCUUCACCGUUCUUUGUGUUGGACGAGGUUGAUGCUGCCCUUGAUAACACCAACGUGGCUCGCAUUGCCAACUAUAUUCACGAUCACGCCGCUCCUGGUAUGCAAUUCAUUGUGAUCAGUUUGAAGACUGGACUGUUCCAGAACAGCGAGGCUUUGGUUGGGAUCUAUCGAGACCAGGUGGAGAACAGCAGCAAGUCUUUGACCCUCGAUCUCCGCAAAUACACUUGA